CAGCCUCAGUGUGUUAAACGUAAGGUGGAUGACCUCUCAGAGUCGUAGACGGCGUCACAGUGUUUUAUGUUAUCUACCUGGUGUUUUUAUUGUUGCCCGUCCCUCUCCAGUCCCAGUAGGUCAAUUGGUGAAUGAUUUACAGGACUAGGAUGAGCCCAGUAUAUAUUUACCGUACAGGAGGAAGUGAACCCAGACUUCUGUUUCUACUGGGCUCGUUAAUAUCAGACGAGUAAGACCAUCAUCACCACAUCGGACCAGACAUAUCCAGCUCUACACCAGUUAUCAACUCUGGACAGACCAUCAAGUGAGCAGCUGUGGAGGAGAGACGAGGUGGAGACGGAGAAGAAGGGGGAGGAGACGGAGGCUUCAUACAAAGCAGACCCCCUGUAGACCAUGACCGCAGGCCGCCCCGCGCCCCUGUCCUGAUGCAGCCCCCGGUCCACGCCCAGCUGGCGGCGUUGUGCCUCAGCCUGGUGAGCUGGACGCUGGGCGUGGCCUCUCUGGGCGUGGUGGAGUGGAGGGCGUGGCACGUGGAGGACCGCAGCGUCGUCACGUCGGGCGUGGCCGCGGUGGGCGUGUGGCGGACCUGCUUCCACAGCCAUGUGCUCGUCAGCCCCGGGCUGAGGGUCAUGUUCUGCCGUGGGAUGGGCGUGGCCGAGGACUUCCUGCCCGAUGAGAUCACGGCGGUGCAGGUGGUGGUCCCGCUGGGCCUGGCGGUUGGGCUGGGGGGCAACGCCGCCGCCGUGGCCGCCCUGAGGGGGGUCUACGUCGGGCGGGGCUGGGGCGGGGCCCGGGCCUUCCUCUGGGCAGGGUGGCUCUGCGCGCUGUCGGCCCUGCUGUCCCUGGGGCCCCUGGCCUGGAACCUGCACUCCAUGCUGGGGAACCAAACCAUCGCCUUCCCCCUCGAGUUCCACCUGCCGACCAAGCCCGUCCGGCAGAGCCCCGGGGUGGGGGUCAUCGUGGCGACGGCGGCCGCGGUGCUGAUGCUGAUCAGCGGCAUCAUGUUCCUCUGCUAUCGGCCCCCCCCGGCCCCCGCGGGCCCCACGGCGGGACCUCGAGGCGGCGCCCUGUUGGAGGCGGGGCUAGACACCCUCCGUCUGAGGGGGUUCAGCGCCGCCACAGGGAAAGACAACGCCGGCUUUGAGCCUCACACACGCCUCUGAGACACUUAACUUAACUAAGGGGGUUCCAAAGACACUUAACUUAACUAAGGUGGUUCCCAAGGCACUUACCUUGACUAAGGUGGUUCCCAAGACACUUAACUUAAAUAAGGUGGUUUCCAAGACACUUAACUUAAAUAAGACAACGCCGGCUUUGAGCCUCACGAACAACUCUGAGACACUUAACUUAACUCAGGUGGUGCCCAAGGCACUUAGCUUAAAUAAGGUGGUUCCCAAGACACUUAACUUAACUAUGGAGGUGCCCAAGACACUUAACUUAUAAGAUGGUACCCAAGGCACUUAACUUAACUAUGGAGGUGCCCAAGACACUUAACUAUGGAGGUGCCCAAGACACUUAACUUAACUAAGGUGGUUCCCAAGACACUUAACUUAAAUAAGGUGGUUCCCAAGACACUUAACUUAACUAUGGAGGUGCCCAAGACACUUAACUUAACUAUGGAGGUGCCCAAGACACUUAACUUAACUUUGGUGGUUCUCAAGACACUUAACUUAAAUAUGACCACGCUGGCUUUGAGCCUCACCAACGCCUCUGAGACACUUAAAUGAUGACGUUCCCUCAGAGGGCUGCUGGCUCCAGGUCUUUAUUCUUAACAUUUACAUUUGGGGUGAGAGGGGCGGCUGUGCUGAGUCCAGGGGAACUCUGAACUCGAGUGUGUCUUGAGUCUAACCGAAGCUAAAGGCGUGAAUGCAAACCUUUUAAUGCAGUCCUUUGUUUCGGAGAGAAUACGGACAGAGUUCCACCUACCUCAGGGAAGCCCGAAGGUCUCAGUGAUAGAUGGAGACCUGUGAGACCUCAUCCUAUAUCACAUUCUAUCCACCCUAUGAGCGGUUAAUGAGGGUCAGAUGAUCAGAUGAAUGGGUGAAUUCAUGUGUUCACAGUACAUCGUUGUCCUGCUCGCCUCCCACCUUAGCCUUGCUAUCUUAAAUCAGAGACCCUCCUCUUCUCAGCGCCACCGAGCCAUACCGCAUACCUCCCUCCUGCCCCCCCCCCCCGGGUGACGGAGCCCCCAGGGGCCCGCCCGGCCCCUCCGGGUUCAGCCGCCGCUGCCGCCGCGCCGCGGGCUAUGAUUAGCUUCCUUGUUUGGCUAACAGAAUGUUCUGUCUCCGCAUGGAAGUCACAUGCCCCCCCCCUCCCCAGUUGCUGCUUAGCAUACAAUGGGCCCCGGGGCCUCUGAUGUGGACCCCCGCUGGCCGCUGAUAGAGAGCCCCCACGGAGACAUAAUGACCGCAUUGUAGUGAGGGCCACAAUGGAGGCUUUCACCACCAACAAGGUGGGGGGGGUGAGUGUCAUCGAUCAGGAAACAUGAUGGACAUUAACGUGUAAACAUUAUGGACAUUAACGUGUAAACAUGAUGGACAUUAACGUGUAAACAUGAUGGACAUUAACGUGUAAACAUUAUGGACAUUAACGUUUAAACAUGAUGGACAUUAAAAUUUAAACAUGAUGUACAUUAACAUUUAGAUUUAGGGUGUUUACCAGAUGCUUUUACCCAGAGGGACUCACAAUAAGAACAUUAGUCAGAAGAAGAGAAACAACGAUGUAUCUCUGUGGGUACAGUAAGGAUGUUUAAAGAACCAAGUGCCAAGCACUAACAAUCACUAGGUUAACCCAUUCCUGUAUACAACACAGAUAGGAUAAGACGCUACACAACUAAGUACUGUUUUUAGUGGUGGUGGGUAGUG
Gadus chalcogrammus (walleye pollock) is the source of this 2864-nucleotide messenger RNA. RefSeq names its product claudin-34-like. Lineage: Eukaryota; Metazoa; Chordata; Actinopteri; Gadiformes; Gadidae. Gene Ontology annotation, molecular function: structural molecule activity. Gene Ontology annotation, cellular component: plasma membrane; bicellular tight junction. The transcript has 2 exons. The record is from RefSeq and is a predicted model, not a curated record. Gene Ontology annotation, biological process: cell adhesion; bicellular tight junction assembly. The coding region runs from base 426 to 1163 and encodes 245 amino acids.